AUGACCGCCUUCUUCCCUUUCGUGAUUGUCCCAGCCAUCGGUUUUUCCAUCGGCCUCGAGUUCUUUGUGUUGCUGCCAAUGCAGAAAUAUUACCCUCGAUUCAGUCAUGUCUUUUCUCCAGUGGAAUGGAUUCUCUGGGGUGUCCCUACGAAUGCGGAGCUUGCUGUUGAGAUGUUGACGCGUCAAGAAGACGAAAGGCGGCGCACCCUGGAGGAAGCGGAGCCGAGCAUUGGAGGCACUGUCGAGUCAUUGACACAUGGAGAGGAGGAGGUCCACGAUUCUGCGUCCUUCAUGUCUGGUCUCUCUCCGGCAUCCAAGAUCAAGUACGAGUACCAGAAGCGGGCAAGGAAGAGAUCGGACUCUAGUGGCUCAGGAUCUAUCAUGGAGAUGGACAAUAUGUCCUUGCAUGACAAGAAUGAAUUCCAUUGUCUGCUCCGAGGCAAACCCGGAAAGCUGGUGAUCUUGGAAGAGGCGCUCCAAUUUCGCUCUGCCAAGCUGCUGGGGCAUGAUGUCGAGACCCUCAUCAAAUGGGAAAACAUUGACUCCAUCAAGAAGUCCAAGUCGAUGAAUCUGGGAAUCUGGUCGAUGCCGGGCAUUGACGUGACGGAUAUCAGUGGCCGAGUUACCACCUUCCACAACGUCGUCAAGCGGGAUGACGCCUUCCGGAAACUUGUGGUGACCUCUGGCAAGAAAUGGAGCAAUGUCUCUUAG
Linnemannia hyalina is the source of this 711-nucleotide messenger RNA. The record is from the annotation of a GenBank genome assembly. Lineage: Eukaryota; Fungi; Mortierellomycota; Mortierellomycetes; Mortierellales; Mortierellaceae.